Prunus armeniaca (apricot) is the source of this 2097-nucleotide messenger RNA. The record is from the annotation of a GenBank genome assembly. NCBI's taxonomy places the organism in Eukaryota, Viridiplantae, Streptophyta, Magnoliopsida, Rosales, Rosaceae.
AUGAGAAUAUCAUGUCUAAACUCUGGUAGAGUAAAUGAAGUUCCAAGUGGAAGUUGCCCUUGCUUGCAUCAUAAGCUUGAUCUGGAUUCAGCAAAGCCUUUGUGGCUUCUGGAAUCUUUAUUUGGCUUAUUUCCUUGCCUUGGAAACUAUGAGGUUUCCAGUACUUCUAAUGCAACAGACUGGACAUGCAGAUGCUCUUUGUCAUAUCAAGGAAACCAGAGCUACACUCUAGAACCUUACUGUUCAGCAUCCUGUAAUUGCAGUCAGGAUGCUGGAAGUAGUACUAGAUGGACGUGUAUAUGUGCUGCUGAUCAGCUUCCUAAAGUGGCUGCUGACAGUCAUGAUACUAACUGUUUUACAGCCUGCAAUUGCACUUAUGGAUCUCUCAAUGCAGCAAAAUCUUCAAAAAACCACAUUCCAAGCAAAGUUGUUGUGAUUAUUCUUUUGGUAUGUGUCAUACUGACAACUCUUGCUUUUCUUGCCUCGGUGGCAUGCUACUUCUGUCGAAGGAACAAGUGCCCUAUUCAACCACCAUUAUUUUCAUCAGACAAGGAAACAAGUUGCAACAGUGCUACCAACUUAAUUAGCCAUAAGAGUUCCUCGGUGUUUGAGACCAGAAUUAAUAUGGAUUCGCCCAUCAAUAAAGGGUGCUUUACCUCUUGCUUAUUUAAGAGCAAAAUACGAGCUACACCUGGAGCAAUUAUUCAAUUUUCGUACUUUGAACUGGAAAGUGCUACCGAUAAGUUUUCAAAUUCCAAUCUAAUAGGACUUGGUGGAAGUAGCUAUGUCUAUCGUGGUCAGCUCAAAGGUGGCAGAAUCGUGGCAGUUAAGCGUCUAAAAGCUCAGCAAGGGCCUGAUUCGGACUCUGUCUUUAUAACAGAGGUAAUAUCUCAUCCUGCAAUUGAAAUGUUAUCCAGACUUCAUCAUUAUCAUGUGGUGCCUUUGCUUGGCUACUGCUUUGAAACCCAUGGAAAAAAUGCUGAGAGACUAUUGGUAUUUGAAUACAUGAAUAAUGGUAACCUGAGAGAUUGUUUGGAUGGAGAUGUAGGAAAAAACAUGGAUUGGGGUACUCGGGUUGCAAUUGCCAUUGGAGCUGCAAGGGGUUUGGAAUAUCUCCAUGAAGCAGCUGCUCCAAGAAUUCUACAUAGAGAUGUCAAAUCCACAAACAUUCUUCUGGAUGAAAAUUGGCAAGCAAAAAUAACUGAUCUUGGUAUGGCAAAACGCUUGAAAGCCGAUGGUCUCCCUAGCGCUUCUAGUUCUCCAGCAAGAAUGCAGGGGACUUUUGGUUAUUUUGCACCAGAGUAUGCGAUUGUUGGAAGAGCUUCUCUUAAGUCAGAUGUUUUCAGUUUUGGUGUAGUUCUUCUUGAGCUUAUCACUGGUCGGAAGCCCAUUCACAAAUCAAGCAGCAAGGGAGAAGAAAGCCUUGUCAUAUGGGCUACACCUCGUUUACUGGAUAGUAGGCGAGUAAUCACAGAGUUGGCCGAUCCAGAUCUGGCUGGAAACUUCCCAGAAGAAGAGAUGCAGAUAAUGGCUUUCUUAGCAAAAGAAUGCCUACUGUUGGAUCCUGAUGCUAGACCAAACAUGAGUGAGGUCGUCCAAAUCCUGUCAACUAUCGUCCCAGAGAGAUCUAAAAGGAGAAACUUUCCUGUGAAUCUUUUUCAGCACAUGGGCACGGAUGGUCAUAAAGAUGCUGAGGAACUAAGGCGAGCCAGAUCCAGUAAAGGUUCAGUUCGGUGUUCACUGCCACUAGAUAUUGACCGUAAUCUUUGCGCCGAAAGACGUACAGACACUGUUUCAGAUAACUAUAUGGAGAGAUUGAUCCUCUUGACUUCAAACGCUAGGAGUUGGCGGGCCUCUGAUGAUGAGACAGUGGACUUAACGGAACCCAGACUUGUCCCCUCACCUGCCAAUCACCUGCCAGAGAUGGAUCCGCCACCACCGCCUAACGCGCCGCUGCUUCCCCCAGCCCCGGCCCCGGCUCCUCCUCCCUAUGAUCAAGGAGGAUGCUUAGAAUUAUUUUUGUGGAUGCUGUGCUGCUGCGGUCUAUGUAGAUGCUGCUGCCCUCCACUCUUUGAGCCUGGUCCUCCUCCACCCUAG